AUGGACAAGGAGAACAAGUCCCAUGGCGCUUCUCCUGCGCAGAAUAGACGAUAUCGCCUGCCAUUGAUCAUGAAGCUGUUGCUUGGUGCAAUAGGUGCAGAAGCCUUGCUGCUGUUGUUGGACCUGAGUAUGCUGAACAAGAGCAGCAUCUUGCCGAUGGAGUAUCUGAACGCCGAGAUGGACGAGGGAGCCGACUUUUAUCCGGCGUGCCUGAAAUACAACGAUAAUGUCGUGACGUGGAAAUACGGACGAGACAGCGUGGUCUCAACCGCGAGUCAUGACAUUUUCUACAAAGACGACGCUCAGUUGCUGGAAAAAAUGCGUCAGUGCCCAGAUGUGGACAUUUAUGUGCCCGGGAGAUUCCGAAGCCACGGCUACUGCGAAGACUCGGCUGCCUAUAUGAAAUUUUUAGAGUCGCGAAUACUUCCGACGUGGGCACUUACAAUGAAGUACGUGGACAACGCAACGAACGAGACGUUCUCGUACCACGAUUUGUGCCCGAAGACGCCCAUGCUCUUUUUCAAUCACUACUGGGAUGGCUUCCCGGGGUCGCCGGAUUGGCCUGCAACGAAACCGGUGUAUCUCAUGCCGAACAUUGAAAUGUAUGAGCUGACGGCUGAACACUAG
Molecule: messenger RNA, 627 nt
Organism: Peronospora matthiolae
Lineage: Eukaryota; Oomycota; Peronosporomycetes; Peronosporales; Peronosporaceae
Source: the annotation of a GenBank genome assembly